Poecilia reticulata (guppy) is the source of this 2400-nucleotide messenger RNA. It is a transcript of the gene cacnb3b, whose product is annotated as calcium channel, voltage-dependent, beta 3b. Lineage: Eukaryota; Metazoa; Chordata; Actinopteri; Cyprinodontiformes; Poeciliidae. Gene Ontology annotation, biological process: calcium ion transmembrane transport. Gene Ontology annotation, molecular function: voltage-gated calcium channel activity; protein binding. Gene Ontology annotation, cellular component: voltage-gated calcium channel complex. The record is from RefSeq and is a predicted model, not a curated record.
CUGCCUUUUCUUCAUGCAUGUACUUAGCAUCUCUUGACCUUCUGGUGUAGAAAUGAUUCAACUCCAUAUGAACCUUAACAGUUAUGGCGCUUUUGUGAAACCUAAGUUAUGAGGGAACGACUUGUGCAAUAGAACAUGAGGAGACUUUCCUUUUCCUGACACGUCUAGGAUGUAGAGAUUUCCACGGGUGUACACAAAACAGUGCUGCAGUCAGAGCAUCAAUUUUCCAUGGGAAAUGAGUAUUGAGGCAGCGCAGCAAUGGCUGUGAAGCACUUAUCCUGAGCGCGCCUCCCUCCCUCUGCCUCCCUCUCUCGCUGUGCUCCCCUCACUGUAACCACGGCCGGAGGGGAGGAGGUUUCCGCUGUUUUUCUGUGCCAUGGGGAGAGGAGAGCACUGGCAGCAGAAUCAUGUCUGCCUCCGACUCGAGUGCUACAGGACUGAUCAACAAGGGUUCAGCUGAUUCCUACGCUAGUCGACCCUCUGAUUCCGACCUGUCCCUGGAGGAAGACCAGGAGGCGUCUCGGCGUGAAGCCGAGCGCCAGGCUCAGCUGCAGCUGGAAAGAGCCAAGUCCAAGCCGGUGGCAUUUGCAGUGAAAACCAAUGUGAGUUACUGUGGGGCCCUUGAUGAAGAUUGUCCGGUCCAAGGUGCUGCUAUCAACUUUGAAACCAAAGACUUUCUGCACAUAAAAGAGAAAUAUAACAAUGACUGGUGGAUUGGUCGGCUAGUGAAAGAAGGGGCAGACAUUACAUUUAUCCCGAGCCCAGUGAAACUGGAGGCCAUGAGGAUAAAACAAGAACAAAAAGCAGCUGCCAGGAAAGGAGGGAACGCAUCAUCGGGAGGCUGGAGGUCCACCCCUCCAUCUGCAGCCAAACAGAAGCAGAAACAGACGGAACAUGUUCCUCCCUAUGACGUGGUUCCCUCCAUGAGGCCCGUGGUGCUGGUGGGCCCUUCACUGAAAGGCUAUGAAGUGACUGACAUGAUGCAGAAAGCCUUGUUUGACUUCCUAAAGCACAGAUUUGUCGACAGGAUCACCAUUACACGGGUGACCGCUGAUCUGUCCCUGGCAAAGCGCUCGGUGCUGAACAAGAAGGCCAUAAUGGAGAGAUCCAACACUCGCUCUAGUCUGGCUGAAGUCCAGAGUGAGAUAGAGAGGAUCUUUGAGUUGGCAAAGUCUCUUCAGCUGGUCGUCCUGGAUGCAGAUACCAUCAACCAUCCAGCCCAGCUCCUCAAAACAUCUCUGGCUCCCAUCAUCGUCUAUGUUAAAGUUUCAUCACCCAAAGUUCUUCAGAGGCUGAUAAAGUCUCGAGGGAAGUCCCAAAGCAAGCACCUCAAUGUCCAGAUGAUGGCCGGAGACAAGCUGGCUCAGUGUCCUCCUGAGAUGUUUGACGUAACCCUGGAUGAGAAUCAGCUGGAAGAAGCCUGCGACCACCUCGCGGAGUACCUGGAAAUUUACUGGCGAGCUACACAUCUCCCUUGCUCUGCCCCAGUUAAUCCCUUACAGGACCAGAAUAUGGUCACCCCCCCUUCAGCCAACUCCAGUCAGCAGUUUUCAGAGACUCAAGAGUUGAUAGAAUGAUCCCAGCCUCAGAUGCAGGUGCAGCCUGUGCUGUCGGCUGGGGUCAGAACAGUCAGGACAUGGAGAACAGGGACCACCAGGGGGCAGCAGCGUUCCUCCUCUCAUCAAAGCCAGCCAUCACCUUCUCCACAUGUGGAGCAAAGAGAAGAGCAGGGUCCAUGCAAAAGGGUGAAAGAGCAGAAGUGUGGUGAGCUGGGAUAGGAGGAGAAAUAUUCCACAGAGGGAGGAAGAUGCACCCACCUGCAGCCUCACUGCUGCCCCAGGGGCCAGGCAUCCCUGCUCCCACCGUCAACCGAUAACUCAGGGCCGCUUUCCGCCGCUGCAAAAGCACCGGUUUACAGAAACCGGGGGAACAGUGCAGUCGCUGUUCACCUCCUUACCACCAAUCCUCCCGUGUCAUACUUUCUCCAAUUCAGACGGUGAAAAAAUAAAAAAUAAAAAUAAAAUCCCUAAUAUCCAUGAAAGAUGAGCCAGCCCAUGAGUGUCUGUAGCUGUCUGAAGCACACAAAGGCUGAUUCAUCUCUCACUGGAGAUGCAUCACACAUCUAAGGGGCUGCUGAGGUAUGUUAAGUCCAUGAUACCACUGGCACAGAAAAGCUGUUAGCACAUCAGCUGGUUUCCAGUGCAGGGCUCUUAGGGUUUAAUGUCUGAUUCACCUUGCUUCCUUGCGGGUGCAAGGAGUGACAGAAAAUCUAUUAUGUAUGUCUUCCAUGUCUGCAGCUUUAAGUGAGCUGCCAUUUUAAAUGUUUAACUAAAAUGCUUCCUUAAAAGUACGUUUGCUCCUGUCAGAGUCAUUCCAGUAUCACAUUUGCAUGGAGACACA